Messenger RNA from Athene cunicularia (burrowing owl), 4247 nucleotides. RefSeq names its product enolase-phosphatase 1 (gene ENOPH1). NCBI's taxonomy places the organism in Eukaryota, Metazoa, Chordata, Aves, Strigiformes, Strigidae. Bases 1 to 1152 code for a protein of 383 amino acids. Gene Ontology annotation, molecular function: magnesium ion binding; acireductone synthase activity. The record is from RefSeq and is a predicted model, not a curated record. The transcript is spliced from 7 exons.
AUGCACGCGUGGAGCCUGGAGCAAGCCCGCUCGCGGCCGCCGCAAGCUAAAGCGAUCGAGAAGCCGCCGCCGCCCGGCUCGGCUUGCAGAGGCAGACAGCCACGCCCGCCGCCGCAGGUAUACCCCGAGGGAGCUGCCGCCGCUGUCCCGGCCCGGCCUCGCCGUUACAGACGGCCCGAGCCUGCGCGCCCCGGCUCCGGCGGCAGCGCAGGCCCACAGAGCCUGCCGCUGCGUGGGGGCAGCCGCGUCUGGGGCUGGACAUGGCCAAGGAGCCUGGCUACGAUAGCGCUCACCUCCCCAGCAUGCGCGGGAGAUGGACAGAGCGAUGGGAGCUGCGUGCAGGCAGGCUCAGGUCUCCUGCUAGCCAAGAUAAAAGAGAAGCGGGUGAAAUUAAAAAGCCUUACCUCUGCCAGGUUCAAGGAUCUGCCUGUUUUUCUUGUGUGCUGCCAGGAGACCUUGUUCCCUUACAUCAAAGACAACGUGAAGGACUAUCUGCGUGCUCACUGGGAGGAGGAGGAGUGCCAGCGGGACGUCGGGCUCCUGAGGAAACAGGCUCAGGAGGACUCGAGCUUGGAUGGGGUUGUGCCAAUCCCUUUGGAGAGCGGCAGCGGGGAAGAGGAGCUGGAGCAGGUCAUCCAGGCUGUUGUAGACAACGUGCACUGGCAGAUGUCUUUGGACAGGAAGACCACGGCACUGAAGCAGCUGCAGGGCCACAUGUGGAGGGCAGCCUAUGCAACUGGACACAUUAAAGGAGAAAUCUUCGAGGACGUGGUUCCAGCCAUCCGGAAGUGGCGGGAAGCGGGGAUGAAGGUCUAUAUCUACUCCUCAGGCAGCAUUGAAGCCCAGAAGCUUCUGUUUGGAUAUUCUACAGAAGGUGAUAUCCUAGAGCUCUUUGAUGGCCACUUUGAUACCAAAAUAGGCCCCAAGGUAGAAAGUGAGAGCUACAGAAGGAUUGCUGCCAGUAUUGGGUGCACCACCACCAACAUCCUCUUCCUGACGGAUGUCCCUCGAGAAGCCAACGCAGCCGAGGAGGCAGACACUCAUGUGGCUGUGGUGAUCAGACCAGGCAACGCAGGACUGACAGAUGAUGAGAAAUCAUAUUACAGCCUCAUCUCAUCUUUCACCGAACUUUUCCUGCCUUCCUCCACUUAGGGAAAGUGGUGCAUGCACGAAAGACUGUGCUUCAUCUGAAUUGUCCUUGUGUAACAUUAGGUAACUUUGUCCAUAAUCAGAAUUGAAAACCAAACCCACAUCAUGUCUUGGACCCGUGACUAGUGCAGGCAGGUAUGGAUGGAGCAUGUGGUGUAGGGUCCCUCGUGCAGUAGGACAGAGGCCUGCAGCAGCUAUCUGGAGCUGGGAACAGCAUGAGGAGCAGCACCUGUAAGACCUGCUGUUCCUCCCCUUUCCCAGCUAGCAAUUAGCUCAGGGGGUACUUCCUUCAGACACACCCACUGAAAUCUGGGGCUGAGACGUUCCACCACCAGCUCCAUCAUUUUUAGAAACAGUCUGAAAACAAGGUGUAUGAUGUCCCCCUGUCCCAGAGGGUCCUCCAGGGACCAUUAGGGGAUAUGAGCUUCUUAAUGCAGACAAGGUUGCUGGCUAAGUCAAAACUUUUGAAGUUAGAGGAGUUAGGAUGCCCUCAGGAAAAUGCUGGAUGUGGGCUAUAAUACAGUAGGUUUGGACUGCCACAGAAAAAUCCAGCCCUUGCUGCAGGCAAGCUCUUUAGACCAGGAACAACUGAAAUCUUGGCUGUAUCCACAGCAGGUGUAGGUACCAAACAGUACAACUUGCAGAUGGAAGCUGCUUAGAGCUACACAGCCAGCCUACCACAAUGAAGUAGAAUAUAUAUAAAUAUAGCUUUAAAAAUUACAUUCUAGACCCACCUCACUGCUGCAUUGUGGUGCUGGGCUAUGGGAUCCAAAUGACUGAUCACCAAAGUCAGCUUGACUGCAUUUCUGAAGUAUCUCCUAUAGCACUAACCCAUGGAGCUCCUUCUCGGUAGCCAACAUCAGUCACCCUGUCACACGUUCGUAGCACUGGUCAGCUGUGAGCAAACCCUGACCAACAACUGCUCCUGAGAGACACAUCCUACUGCAUUUAAGGAGAAUUAAAACCCUGACCUUUUCACCCACCCUUCCUAAAUUGUGCCAAUUUCUAUCGGAGGUCAUGGGACUUUUCCUAAUGUAGUAAAUAAAAACACAACUUUGCUUUCAUGUGUUCACUCCAUCCCACUAUUUAGCUUUCCUGUCUGUCACCAGUGAUCCCAGCAUCUAAAGGCAAAUGUCUUUUUUUUGAACCUGUGAAUACUUUAUUUUCCUGCUUUUGCCCUGCCCCAUCCUUUCUUUAAGGCAGACAACCCUGUCCUGCCAAGGAAGCUGUAUUACCUCCCUGACCGUCUUACAAUUUCAGUAGAGGUGAGAGCCACAGCUAGGUUAUACCUAGUAAUAGUGGAGGCAGAGGCAGUUUGAAACCCCAGUUCCCUGCCUUCAUGCAUGAGUGUCACUUGCUCCUUAAGCAUUUCUGCGUGGCUGUGCUUGAGCCUGCCCUCACGGCCGGCCAACAUAGAAUACUAAAGCACAUGUUGCCUUCCUGAGCUCUGAUCUACAGCUGUCCCUGAUGAGGGAGGCUGCUGUGUAGAGAAGAAGGAAGAAACAGGCAUUUUGAGAGGAUACCACAUCAUGCCAGCACUGCCCUUCUAAAACUUUGAUGGUAGCAGGUAAGGCUGUGAGGCAGCUAGUCUGGAUGCCUUUGAGCUGUGUAAUGAGUCUGAUCCUAGAAAGAACCUGCACUGUUACAAUAAGUGUAUCUGCAUGGCUGAAUAGUCCCUGGCUUCCUUAAGUGUUAAUCAUGACACUGUAAAUACUCACCUUUUGUUUUGCUUUUGCCAUCAGAAAGCUAUGCAUGGGGUAGGGGACAAAAAUAAAAACUCACUUUCUCCAUAAAAGCACUUUAUUUAGUGGUCAUGUUUCAGUGUUUAUCAGUUGUCACUUAGUUGUACUGAAAUGUGUUGUUAGAAAUACUCUAAGAAAUGUACAAAGUUAUCACCAAAACCUGAAGUUCAGUUUGGAUUGCAUAUAGGAAGAGAAAAAAAAAAAAAAAAAAAAAAAAAUCACAAACAUCUUUUUUUUUCCCUUUCGUAAAAUUGCAAACUAUAAAAUGAUAAACUGAAAGUAUUAACUGAUUUUAAAAAAGUCACAGUGGACUAUUUACAGUAAAACACCCUUAAAACAAGUUGCUAUUUUGUGCUCCAUAUGCACUGAGCAUGCAUGCCCCUGUAAGAGGAUUCCCACCUGCAUCUUCUCCCAACUGUCCCCUCCUGCCCUCACCCAGGAGCUCUCCAGAGGGGCGGCUGGGGAGCCCUGAGCCUUACGCUGCUGUGCCGUUGGGCCAUCCACAUCACAUCCCUCUGGGAAAGCUUCCCACUAAUGACACAGCUACAAAGAAGGAGGCAUUCAGCAGUUCAACAACAACCCUCCGUUGGCUGGAGAUGCUCUGGGUUUGUAGCAGCUGCCUGAGAAAAAUACUGGCCCAGAGAAGAUAAAAUAGCUGGCUGAAAGCUUUCUACUUACACUAGUUUUGACAGGAGUUUUUCCUCAACUUUUUCUCCUUUCAGGAGAGGCUUCUGACCUUUACAGAAGGCCAAAUACCAUACCCUCGUGCCUUUUCCCUCUGUCAGAAAUGCCACAGCGCAGUACAAGUUCCCCUUCACCAUGCCUUUUGACACCAUUUUCAUUCCUGUUUAUUUUCCUGCAGCUCAAACAAGAUGCAGAUCUAAGCUGAGCCUGACCCAUAGAGGAGAACAGGAGCCAAGUUCAUGAGAUGCAACUCCCAUUGCUCGCCCAGCCAAUACAUCAGCCUUCCUAAAAUCAGGUUUUCAAACAGGGGGUUUCAGCUCCUGCUUUUUCUUUGAAAACAGACCUGUUUGAAACCUCUCAUCAGGCAGGACAAGCCCUUCUUGUUUUGCUGUUCCCUUCCUGUACCUCCAGCCCUUAGGCCACAUCACCUAGCCUCUGGGGCUGAACUACCUCCCCACACCUUGGAAGGCUGCUUAAACCUGUAACACACUCUGCUCAGGACAAGCCACACUGAGGGAUCUGGAGCUCAGGCCUAGUGUCAGCAUGUCUAAAGUUUAGCUUCUAAGUGCAAAAGGAACAAAACCAAACCCUAUGCCCAGAACCACCUGCAACAGUUCUGUUCUCAUUGCAGGCAAGCCCAAUGUCUCUAACACAAUCUUCCCCCUCAGUGAA